AUGUCGAUGCAUACGCAUCGCAUCGCGAUCCCCACCAUCCAGUUCGCCACCAAUUCGGGCGCAGGGCAGGAGCAGAAUGAGCGCGCAAAUGAGCCCAGUACGGUCAGGAACCUACCGCCCUGGUCGGACCCGUCUGCAAACGCCGGCGGCUACCAGUUCGACAUCCCGCCCGACACUAUACCUGCCUUCCAGCGCGGACCACCACCUGUCCCAGACGCAUACUACUCGUACGACCCCAACGGCGCAAUGUGCUCUCCUGGCCGUAUGUCCUGGGGCGGGCACCGCCCGCGCAUGCCACAAAUCUACACUGCUGCGUCUGCGCCGGCCCAAUUGCCGCCCUGGUCGACUCUGGCUAGGCCGCAGGCGCUCCCAGGUAGCCCCCAUUACACGCCGUACAACGCGAGCAGCAUGUCGCUCCCUGCCGUUCUGCCCAAUUCCGACGACGGGCGCCGCCCGGGCAUGUUUGCGGGGUCGCCCUCGACGAUCUACUCAGACGAGCGUGUGCAUUUAACGAGAGCGCCGACAUACCAUGGCUACAGACCAUUGUACCAGGGUGCCGACAUCGCCGUAUACGACGACAGGGUACGCGCAGCGCGCCCGACGGACUGGCGGCCAGACUACAAGCCAGCGCGGGGGAUAUUUGGACGCGGACGGCUAUGCAAGCCCGUCAUCCCCACCCCAGUCCGAGCCCGCAGCCGCACCCGCCGCGGCCGCCCACACGCGCUCCUUGAAUACCACUCCCGCAAGCCACCCUCCCUCACCUACAACCUGCGCCACUAUCCCACACCAGAAGAAGUCUUCCUCCCCCAACAGCAGCGCUACGCCACCGAAGCCGACCUCUACCAGCUCGCCCUCGUCCCCGCCGUGCACGACGACAUCUUCCUCUUCCACAAGAAGCUCCCCUGGCUCGUCCGCGUGCGCGCGAGCAACCCCAUCGGCAUCACCGUCCGCGACGUGCUCGAGCAGCUUGGCACCACGUCUACAACGUGGUGCUGA
Molecule: messenger RNA, 996 nt
Organism: Schizophyllum commune H4-8
Lineage: Eukaryota; Fungi; Basidiomycota; Agaricomycetes; Agaricales; Schizophyllaceae
Exons: 6
Coding region: 1-996 (331 amino acids)
Source: RefSeq, a predicted model, not a curated record